AUUCAAUUUCUUAUCACUGACAAAAUUUUCAACUGUCCCGACACUUAAAACAUGCCGGUUUAACUUUAACCGCGUUCACCGCGUUUUCACCGCGUGAAAUGCUCCAGCUCUUUUCAUUUCUAGCAAUAUUCUAUAUUUCACUUUCAAACUGUGAUCCUCAAAUUCUACGCUUGAAAAGUAUCCCGUCACCUAUACCAAAUGUGGAGGAAGGAGCAAAAUUGUACCUAGCUUCCAAUGAUGAUAACGGUCUGCUUAAGAAUAUUCAAGUUCAAACGGCAGGUGGAAGCUUUACCCUGGACCAAAUAAAUGUCAAUACCGCAAACGGGAAUGCAAAGAGUAUCGUCAUCGAUGGCGGGCUAGUAAUUUCUACAAGCAAUUCCAACGCGGACACUUCUGGCCUAACCGGCUUCCUGUACCUUACCACGAAAAAGCAAGCUGAUGAUCCAGCAUUCUCCGUCUAUGUCAUCAAGCAAGCUCAAACAGUGUCCACGACUCAGCCAAACUCCACCGUCGUAAUCUUGAAUACCGAACUUGAUAAUGACGCGUUAGUAUUCGACCAGCCGUUUAAGUCGUCUUAUGUCACAAACAUCAAUCAGUCCCCGGGCUCCAACCUAUUUUUCCAUUGGGGAUUCCCAUCAUUCAACUGGAACCAGACGCAAAUAACAAAUCAGUUCUUUGAGAAUCCGAGGAUCCUGGAAAUGUUUGAUCCUGAUUUGAAGACAAUUAAUUAUACGCGACUAUUCUUCGAUCACAUUGAACCACUUCAAAUCGGACUGGACUACUGGUACUUCACAGCUUCAGAGCCAAUGAGCAUGACGAUGGAGAGCAAGUAUGUGAGCGAUCUGGUCUACACCACUACUUCAGUUAACACUACCGGGCUUGUUGUCAAUGACUUUCUCUUCCAGGAGCAUGUUGUCAAGUUCCAGUUGGAUCUGACACGUGUCAGAACUAUUGGAACAUUGGUUUCCGCAAUACCUAUUGCAAGCCAAAUAAAUGUCAUUUUCAACCAAGGUGGCGGAAUUUCGGCGCAAAGCUAUGCUACAAAUACAAUCCAUGCUCAAUCUUUUACAUAUAUGCAACCAGAGACACUAACCAUAAACGCCACUAGUCUAUUACCUGGAUUCUUCACCUGUCAAUAUUUUGGAGUAACAGGAGAUCUACUGCCCCCAGGCACUUCUACUCCUUCAACUACAGUAGCACCGACGACGUCUGUAGUGACUACUCCUGUGAGUUCCUACAACUACAAAAGGAGCUUCUUGUAUUCCUAUAAUUGA
Messenger RNA from Caenorhabditis elegans, 1274 nucleotides. RefSeq names its product CUB_2 domain-containing protein (gene Y46D2A.2). The record is from RefSeq and is marked reviewed. Bases 99 to 1274 code for a protein of 391 amino acids. The transcript has 7 exons. NCBI's taxonomy places the organism in Eukaryota, Metazoa, Nematoda, Chromadorea, Rhabditida, Rhabditidae.